AAGAGGCGGAGGAGGAGAAUAGAAGCCAGGGGCAGAAGCAGAGGGAGGGGGCGCUGUUGCCUAGGCGACGGCUCGGAGCGGCCCGGGCUGUACCACUGUGCAAGGGCUGCGGGGGGGGAGAGCGGCGCAGUGGAGGCCUCCGCUGCUGCAGAGAGGUACGGCCCCGGCCUGGCUGCCUCCCCCGCCUCGAACUGGGCCUUGCCUUCUCCCGCGCGGCAGUCAGCGAGCGAGAAAGGACGAGCGAGAGAAGGAAGGAAGCAAGGGAAGCAGGCAGGAAGGAAGGAGCGUCGGGGCGCCUGCUGGGCCUAGGAGGGAGGCGGAUCCACCGCCGCGGCAGGAUCUUUCUUUCUCUCUUCCCUCGCCGAGCGUUGGCUAAGGGAGACAAAGGCGGCGUCGGCGGCGCUGAGGAAGCGAGGCCUCGCGAUGCGUCGCGGCGGCGGCUGAGGCAAGGCGAGGCGGCCUGGCGUGGUAAUCGAGGCCUGGUCUUGGCGCAGAGCAAGGCCGCGGCGGCAGGGAAAAGCGGGAGGAUGUGAGGCCUGGGGCCUGAAGCGGCGAAGGGCCCCGUGCUGCUCCUCAUAGAAUCCUAGAAGCAUUGGAAGAGACCUUGUGGGCCAUCCAGUCCAGUCCCCUUCUGCCAAGAAGCAGGAAAAUCGCAUUCAAAGCACCCCCGACAGAUGGCCCCCCACCCUCUGCAUAAAAGCCUCCAAAGGAGCCUCCACCACACUCCGAGGCAGAGAGUUCCACUGCUGAACAGCUCUCUCUCUCACAGUGAGGAAGUUCAUCCUGAUGUUCAGGUGGGAUCUCCUUUCUUGUAGUGUGAAGCCGUUGUUCCGCGUCCUAGUCUCCAGGACAGCAGAAAACAAGCUUCCUCCUCCUGCUCCGCAGCCGGGGAUGGAGGCACACGUCGCGUGCCUGUUCCCGGAGCUGCUGGCCAUGAUCUUCAGCUACCUGGAGGUGCGAGACAAGGGCCGUGCGGCGCAGGUGUGCGUGGCGUGGCGGGACGCGGCCUACCACCGCUCGGUGUGGCGCGGUGUGGAGGCCAAGCUGCACCUGCGACGGGCCAACCCCUCGCUCUUCCCCAGCCUGGCGGCGCGUGGUAUCCGGCGCGUGCAGAUCCUCUCGCUGCGCCGCUCACUCAGCUAUGUGAUCCAGGGCAUGGCCGAGAUCGAGAGCCUCAACCUCAGUGGAUGCUACAACCUCACCGACAACGGGCUGGGGCACGCCUUCGUGGCGGAGAUCAGCUCUCUGCGGGCGCUCAACCUCAGCCUCUGCAAGCAGAUCACCGACAGCAGCCUGGGCCGCAUCGCACAGUACCUGAAGGGUCUGGAGGCGCUGGAGUUGGGCGGCUGCAGCAACAUCACCAACACGGGCCUGCUGCUGGUGGCCUGGGGCCUCCCGCGCCUCAAGAGCCUCAACUUGCGCUCCUGCCGACAUCUCUCCGACGUGGGCAUCGGUCACCUCGCUGGCAUGACGCGCUCUGCCGCUGAGGGUUGCCUGGGCCUGGAGCAGCUCACCCUGCAAGACUGCCAGAAGCUCAGCGACCUCUCGCUCAAGCACCUUUCCCGCGGCUUGUCCCGUCUUCGCCAGCUCAACCUCAGCUUCUGUGGUGGGAUCUCGGAUGCCGGACUGCUGCACCUGUCGCACAUGAGCUGCUUGCGGGUGCUCAACCUGCGCUCCUGUGAUAACAUCAGCGACACGGGCAUCAUGCAUCUGGCCACGGGAAGCCUGCGCCUUUCCGGCCUGGACGUCUCCUUCUGUGACAAGGUGGGCGACCAGAGCCUGGCCUACAUCGCCCAGGGCCUGGACGGCUUGCGCUCGCUCUCACUCUGCUCCUGCCACAUCAGUGAUGAGGGCAUCAACCGCAUGGUGCGCCAGAUGCACGGCCUGCGCACCCUCAACAUUGGGCAGUGCGUCCGCAUCACUGACAAGGGCCUGGAGCUUAUUGCUGAGCACCUCAGCCAGCUCACUGGCAUCGACCUCUACGGAUGCACCCGCAUCACCAAGCGGGGCCUGGAGCGCAUCACCCAGCUGCCCUGCCUCAAGGUGCUUAACUUGGGACUCUGGCAAAUGACGGAGAGUGAGAAGGUCAGGUGAGAGGAGGGGAGAGGUGGAGGCACCCCUCCAGAGGGACCUGCCAAAUGAGACUGCUGCAGCAGAAGGAAGAGCCAGAGCAAGGAAGGAGGAUGUGCCUCCAGAUACUAGAGCAGGCUUGGGCCCUCCAGGUGUUUUGGACUUAAACUCUCACCAUUCCUAACAGCCUCAGGCCCUUUCCUUUUUCCCCUCAGCAGCUCAGGGGGGAAAUGAAGGGGCUUGAGGCUGUUAGGAAUGGUGGGAAAUCCAAAACACCCGGAGGGCCCAAGUUUGCCCAUGCCUGUACUAGAGGGAGGACAAGAGGGAUGGAGGGAAGGGAGAGCAUCCCCAAUGCUUGCUUGCCUGCCUGUUCUAUCGGUGGAGGGAAGGGGAAACCCACUCCCUCUCUUGCACUGGAGGGAGAUGACUGCACUGCCUUCACUGUGGAUGGAUAGAGUCUUACUGUCCUUACCCUUUCUAUUGGGAAUGCAGCUUCUCAAUCUUAUGCACUGGGGAUGGUACACAACCCCUUUCUUCGAGUCCAAUUCCACCCCAUUCUGCACUAGGAAGGGUGCAGAUGAAAGGAGAAGGGAAAAAAAAACUAGCCCGCUCUUAUUCUCUCUCUCACACACAACCAUGCAGUCUCUUUUUUUUCCCCUUUCUUGAGAAAACUUUGAUUUUGAGUCCUUUCCCCAUUAUGCUUGUCAUCUAGUUCCCAUAAUUGCUAUUGUAGUCAGCCAUCCCUUUGUGUUGUUGAAGGCUUUCAUGGCCGGAAUCACUGGAUUGCUAUGAGUUUUCCUGGCCGUAUGGCCAUGUUCCAGAAGCAUUUUCUCUUGAUGUUUCGCCCACAUCUAUGGAAAGCAUUCUCAGAGGUUACCUGCCAUAGAUGUGAUCAAAACAUCAGGAGAGAAUGUUUUUGGAACAUGGCCAUACGGCCCGGAAAACUCACAGCAACCUAGCCAUCCCUUUCUUUGCAUAGCAUGUAGACAACCUGUAGAUAUAGGAAUAUAGGAAGUUGCCGCCUACCGAGUCAGAGUCAAACCAUUAGCCCUUCUAGCUCUACAUAGAAUGGCACGAGCUCUCACAAGGGGUACCCCCUCCCAUUCUGUCACCCUACCUCUCUUCUGACCCAGAAUACCCCACCAUCUGUCCUCUACCUUCCCUUUUCCUGUGCUUGCAGCCAUGCAGGUGGUUCUUUUUUUUUUAGCAGCAAUGUAACUGAGGCCCCUUCCACAUAGCUGAAUAAAAUCCCACAUUAUUUGCUUUGAACAUACAGUAUAUGGCAGUGUGGACUCAGAUAAUCCAGUUCAAGGCAGAUAUUGUGGGUUAUUCUGCCUUAAUAUUCUGGGUUAUAUGGUUUUGUAGAAGGGCCCUGAGUGCACUCAUUCUGCUCACUGCUGCUUGGGGAGAGGGCUCAUUAAAUCAUAGUAUUUCUCUUCAGACUCAUUUUACACUAUAUCCAUCCCACUUCAUGACCCACUUUCAUUUGUUGCCAAAACCCCCAUAGAGGUUGAAGUCACCUUUGUCAACAUUCUGUCAUCCCAACCACCUGUGCAUUUUCCUCUUUUGUAGUAUGUGAUUUCAAAACAACAUAUCUAUCUAUACACUUUCUCCAUUUGGAGGACUGGGGUAUAGGAACAAUGGAACUGAAUGCCACUUGUACUCCACAAGAAAUGCUGUAACUGGCUUUUAUUUAGCAAUGCCUAACAAACAAUAAUGACAUUUGCAAUGCUCCCUUCAACUUCCCCUUUCUUAAGAUCUUGUAACGGUUCUCUUCCUUCUUAUCCAUUCACCUCUCUUCAGUAUUCAUCUUUGUACACAGUAUGAUUUUGAAAGACCUUUGAAGUGGAUGUUCUUGUGGAUUUUUAAGUACACUUUUUCUGUUAAAUAUAUUUUCUCUGUAUAAAUGUUUGGCUACCUCGGGUUUUUUUCUUUUUGCUCUUGUUCUACCCUUAGUACCCUUUCUCCUCCCAUUUUUACAAGAAAGAUAAGAGUCAGAAAUAUUUUUGUGCCUAGACUGGAAAGAUAUCCCUUGGGUUUCUAAUUGGGAGAGGGGCAGGGAGAAGAAAGGCUGGCUGGAGUUUCUUUCCCUGUGUCUCAAGUAAAUGUUAUCUUGUGCCUCUUCCCCUUCUUACUAAGGUUCUGCAGUGCUCUUGCAUUUCUUCUCUUCUAGCACAAACAUAGCAUCCAAACUGGUGACUGAGUAGUGGUUAAAAGAAAUGUGAAGUAGAAGCUCUGUUUCUUUAAAUAUAUGCAAAUUCCCGACUCCCCUUCUCUCAAAUGGCCUAGGUCAAAGUAAGGAGCUUCCUGUGUGGAAGCAGAAAGAGGAGCAAGCAAAACAGACUGCCUUGCGGUUGUAACAUGAUGAACAGGAAAAAUCAACUUUGUGUGUUUUUCUUCUGUUGUUAAAAUAAAGCCACUUCUUGACUACUUGUCUUUUAAAAAAAAAGGAAGAAUAAGACAGAUCAGAAGAUGGCAAAAGUGAUCUGGGGGAGGGAAGAAGGGGCAGCUGUGCAGAAUUUUCAGUCCUCCACAGUCGCAGGUCCUGGAACUCAAGACAGGCCCAGAUCCACAAGCUCAUCAUGGAAUAAAUGUACUGUUUGUGAAUUUGUAUAAAAUUAAAAGAUCCUCUUAAAACAUUUUAUAUUCUUACAGUAAAAGGUUAAACUGAUAUUUAUAUAAUAAAAGAGGAAAUAUGAAGUAUGUUUUUGAAAAAAAGUUGCACCUGUCUUAUCUUUGUCUUUUCAAGGUAGUUGUAUUUAAUCUGAAGUGGUGGGAAGAGAGACACUACGGAGCUGUUGCUGUCAAUGUUGUUUGGUCCAAAAAAAUCAAAAGAAUUGGAAGGCUUUGUCCUUUCGGGGCAGGAGGCGAAACAAGUUCAAAAUAAAAAGUUUUCGGGUUUCAUUUAGAAAGAUUUGUAAGAAACUAUAAAUUAUCCUACUCUGUGCAAUUAGUAACUGAACCGGAUCAGUAAAACUUAUUGGUGCUUAUGAUCACUACUUUGACAAGAGUUUUUAAAAGAAUGAUUUUACAGAGACUUUUAUUAUCUGACAGUGUUAAAAGUUCAAAAUGCAGUUUCUGAGUUAGCACAUAAGAAAGUUAAGUACUGAAUGCCUGAAAAUUAUGUUUACAAUUUCACUUGUAUUUAGAACUUAAAUUAUAAAAAUGUUUUGGGCACCCAGAACAUUAUUAGAGACAGAAAUGGAGAAAGGAUGAAACCAUGCAUGCCUUCCAGGGUUUUAGAUAAACGUGAAAGUCAGAUCUGGAUGUCAAAAAUAGUCUAAGCUAGAGGGAUAAAUAAGGUUUUUUUUCAUCUUUGACUUUUGCCCUGACAGUGAUCUUUCUAAAAACUUCUUUAUUGGUUUUUCGGGGGGGGGGGGGGUGUCCAGCAGUGCUUGGAGAGAAAAGCUUUGUUUUAUGCUCAAUAAGUCAUGCAGCAUGGCUUUCGUUCCCCUUUUCGUAUGGGGGGAAGCAGCAGAGAGAAUGUGAAAUGGUGGAAGGAGCUGAAACCAUUGUUCAGGAAAGUUAAAAGAGGAGCUGUCCUUGCUUGCUUGCUUGCUUGCUUGCUUGCUUGUUCAGUCAUGCAUACUGAAUCUUUCUGUGUCAGGGUCCCUAUGGAAGGGAGGAGGGGUGUUUCGUUCCCUCUUUUUAACAUUCCUCUCCAGGCCUGGCUGUAUUUAAGCUGCUUUUCCUCCAUGUGGAGGGCGGGCAAAGGGGGGAUGGUCUGGAGUUUCUGUGCAUUUGCAUUUCAAGCACUUCCAGGGUUGCAGAAAAGCUACUCUUUGCCAUUCAAAGGGUUCUUGGAAUUAGUCUUUAGUGGUAAACUAUCUCUAACAACUCACAAUAAAAAACAAGUGCUUCCUCAACUAGGUUAUGCUUGCAUUGAUCCCCCCCCCCUUCAGUACCUAAAAGUAAUGGCUCUGCACCCUCUUGUUCUAACAUAAGAAAAGUUCUUCUCCUUCAGAGACUGGGGUUGGGUGAGGAAGAAACUACUACCCUUAGGUUUCUUCUUCAGAUUAAGGUUUUACUGGACCUGCACUGUUCCCUCAAGAGGAAACCAGCACCUAAGCUGUUAUUGCUGCUUUUAUUUAAAACCUUUCAUGCUUUCUGCUGGGAGCUGGAUACAAAAGCUGCAUUGUUCUCAUUGGCAAAAGCCAGUACAAUUGGAUCUAAUUGAGCCUGACACUACAUCCAUCUUCUUUUACUUGGAGGGAGGUGUAAGGUCUGUUUCUGUGUCUCCCUUCUCCUUCCCCACCUUGGCCUUUAAAAAUUAUAGUCGGGUUCAUGGGUUAAGAGAUUAUGAACCCUAUUAAAACAAGAGUGAUUGACAAAGUUAAUGGUAGACACUACACUGGCAAAUGUUGUGAGCGCCAACCAGGAAUACAUCCUCUAUUCAACCACAUGAUAUAAAUAUAAUAAUGUAAACAAUAUUUUUUUUCAUUGCUCUUGUACAGUGCUAUUUAUAUCUUGGUUGACUCCAUAGGUACUAUUAAAAAAAGAAAAAUAUGCAGGAAUUCAAGCUUUCUUGAUAUUUGAUAUUACAGUAUUAAGAAGCAUCACCCACAGUGGAUUGCCCUUAAUUCAUCACCACCGCAGAAGAGUUUAAAAUUAUGUUUUUAUAUACUGUAGAAUACACCCCCAUAGAUCACAAUUUGCACCAAUAAUUCUGACUUGAACCAUACCUGUUACCAGUGAAAGAGUGGACUUAUACAAAAGCACCCAAUAAGUUAUGCCUAAGUAGCAGUUUGAAUCUAGGUCUCACAAGCUCAAAAGACAUGAUUUCUAGUUACCAAAGAGCCACAAUAUUUUUCUGAAUAGCUGAAGUCAAACCCAUUUAUUCUAGAAACUAGGUUGGGGCAUGUAUCACCUGUCCAUGUACAGUGACCCUGUGAAUUUCAUCGGGUUUUCUUAAGGAAGGGGUACUCCGUGUAUAUUCAUUCCUAACUCGCACAAUGAGCCCCCUGCACAUCAGUACACAGUUCCUUUUGGUCACACAUAACAUACUUUCUACAUUGAGGAGCUACCAACUCUUUCUGAUUCCAUCUUGGAAUCAGAAGCCAUUCCUUCCUCUCACGAAAAGCAGUGUUCCACGUUUCUAAAAGGUACUGAAUAAAUACGUAACCAGGUAAAAAUA
Messenger RNA from Anolis carolinensis (green anole), 7204 nucleotides. RefSeq names its product F-box and leucine rich repeat protein 14 (gene fbxl14). The record is from RefSeq and is a predicted model, not a curated record. Gene Ontology annotation, molecular function: protein binding. Gene Ontology annotation, cellular component: SCF ubiquitin ligase complex. Lineage: Eukaryota; Metazoa; Chordata; Lepidosauria; Squamata; Anolidae. Gene Ontology annotation, biological process: SCF-dependent proteasomal ubiquitin-dependent protein catabolic process. The transcript has a single exon. Bases 787 to 2094 code for a protein of 435 amino acids.